This is a messenger RNA of Vicia villosa (hairy vetch), 465 nucleotides long. RefSeq lists its product as uncharacterized. The transcript is spliced from 2 exons. Lineage: Eukaryota; Viridiplantae; Streptophyta; Magnoliopsida; Fabales; Fabaceae. Bases 1 to 465 code for a protein of 154 amino acids. The record is from RefSeq and is a predicted model, not a curated record.
AUGCCGCCAGAACAAAUAGAGAGCAUAAACUCUGAAAACUUCACUGCACAAGAAUUGUUCUCAAAAGAGCAUGAAAAACUAAGGGAAAAGGGAGAGGAGUGGAUGAAAAAAACGGCUGAGUCUUGCAUGCUAAUUUCAACUGUUAUUGCUACUGGAGUUUUCACUGCUGCAACGAGUUUACCAGGAGGAACAAACGAUGACACCGGAAAACCAAAUUAUUUAUCUAAAACAUCUUUUUUGGUGUUUGCAAUAUCAGAUGCAUUGGCACUUGUCUCAUCUUCGACAGCAAUAUUGAUCUUCUUGUCUAUUCUUGUCUCACGUUAUAGAGAGUAUGAUUUUUAUAAAUCAUUGCCUCUAAAGCUAGUAUUUGGAUUGAUCACAUUGUUCAUCUCCAUUGCAAGCAUGAUGAUAUUAUACAUUCAAGCCUCUAUUGGAGGAAGCUAUCAACGGCCGGUAAAAACAUGA